AUGUAGAAGAUUUCAUUAGUAUAUUCUGUGGUAGAAGAGAAAAAAAAGGAAAACAAGAACAAGUAACUUGUCAAGAAAUAUUUGUCAACUUUUAACUUUUUGGAUAAAUUUUUAGUGCGUACAUCGUGUUUAUUGUUAUUAUAUAUAUAUUAUAAACCAUGUCUGAAAACUCUGAGAACAGUACCAACAAAGAUGGAUGGUUUAACUCUUGGUUGAGUACAGCCAAAAAUAUUAGUACGGAAGUAUUAGAAUUUGUCAAAAAGGAUUUAGAGGAGUUUGGUACGGCUGUAAAAACUGAAGCUACCAAUGUGGCAUCAUCAGCAGGAGCUGUUGUGGAAAAAACACUAAGUCUUGAAUCUCCUGAUUCAACUGUUAAUUCAGUUAAGAGAAGUUUCAGCACUUUUUUGGGUCAAAUGAACACAGUAUUAAAUCCUAGUCCUGAUGAUAGCGAUACUGAGAUACUUAUUAUCGAAAAUUCUGAAACGCAUGAACCUAACUCAUAUCAGAAAGCUCUGUAUGAGUUACAAAGUAAUCCAGAGACAUACAUGUACGAUCCAGAACCCAAACUACAAAAACAGUAUGAUUGUUGGUUGGAAAUAUUAGAUACUGAUCAGCUGUCGGAUGACAGAAUUGCCAAACAUGUUAAUAGCUCUGAAGUUUUAAAGAAAUUCUAUGCUAAAUUGGUACCAGAAAUUUUGGAACAUCAGUUGUUUUGGAAAAGAUAUUUGUUUAAGAAGGCAUUACUAGAAGAUGAGCUAGCUAGACAAGAAAUUAUUGAUAAAAACAAACAAAAGGAUAAAAAAGAAAUAGAAAACAAAGAAAAUAAUGAAACUGAAGGUGAAGGUCUAAAAUGGGAAAAUGAGUAUUUUUCAGCAAAUGUAGACCUAACUGAGGAACAACAAAUUGCUUUACUAGAAGACUAUGAAAAGGAGCAGAAAAACAAGUCAGUAAGUUCAAAAAAGCUCAGUCCAAACUCACAGGAAAAACAUAAGUGCAAAGGUGAUGGUGCUAGUCCUUGUACACCCGGAAGCAGCACUUGCAGUACCGACGACGACUGGGAAAAGAUAAGCGAUCCAGAGAAAUAAAACAGAAAAAAAUAGUCAUAUUUGGAAUAAACAAGUCCAAAAAUAUUUUAAAUAUUUUUCGUUAACAGUAAAGAUAUUCGAGUAAGCGGCAACAUUGUUCCUGUCUAUUUCUUGGCGAUGUUGCCACGUGCAGUUAUUUUGUAGUAGAUUUCUUUUAAUUUGCCGUAUUUUAUGUUUUCCCAAAGGAAUAUUAAUACACAUCUUACUAGUAAAUUUUAAAAUUGAUGUUUAUUUUCGCGAUUUUUCUAAUGUUUUGAAUGAAGCGAUUUUGAUCAUAUUCCAGUAGUACUUUUCCAAUUUCAAUGCAUUUACAUCUAUAUUUUUGACAACCUUGGACAUUAUUUUUUUGUGAAGCAACGAAAAUGUCAUUAAGAUUUAUAAGUAUCGUUUUUUGAUAUUUAUGCUAUCUGGCAACACAACCGUUUAGCGUUGUUGCCAUAUUUUUUCUUCAAUUUUAUUCAAAUUAUAUAAAUUGUUUUUUUUUUAAAGCUGUAUUCCGUCUUACCUUGGUUAUUGUUAUUUGUUCCGUUUCUAUGAUUUGCCUAAAAUUCUUAUUAUUACGGAAUAUCGUUCUUGAAAAAUAUCUGUCGUUAUUUUCACCAAUUUAACCAAAGCAAAAAAGCUGGAGCAUAUAAUGCCAUAAAAAUAUCAUUUUUAUUGCAAAUUCCACAUAUAAUUACGUACAAAACGAACGCGAUAUACUAGGGCUGGCAUUUCUGGUCUUGGGUACCGGUACAGGCUUAGCAAAAUAAGAUGUACCGAAUAAAGACAAAAGGCAAGUAUUUUCCCAAGCGCAUGGAAUCUAGCGUCAGAUUAAGUGGUUAUGUAAUAAAUACUUCGUAUUUUUGCUCUCCCCGACUUACUAAAUUGCCAUAGCGAUUCCCUCCUAUACAUGUAAACGCCGACCCAAGGUUUCGCUUGCCAGCAGGGUAUGGUACUUGAUGUGUGUGACGAGUUUAACAGCUCAUUUACUUAUUAAGUAUUUUUCAACAUAAACUUCAUUUAAAAGAUGAAUUAAGAAUGAAAUAAAAAUUUUAUAAUUUAAGAAUAUUUAUGCAAAAUAAAAAAAAACUCAAUAGGUAUUUGACAUUUCUACUAUUGUAUCAAACUGUUUCAUAUUUUACCGAUAUUUUUCAGGAACCGAUUCUUAGUAUUUUACAAACCUGGUCAUACAACGGAAUACAGCCUAAGUUUAUUAUUAUUAUUUUUAUCAUUAUUGUACCUUCGGUGCAAGUUAUGUUUUUGUACCUAGUCCAUUUCUAGUUUUGACUUAUUUAAAUCAUAUAUAAUAUGUAGUUAUAAUAAGGUAUUUUAUAACAUUCUAUUUAAUAUACACGUUAUUCAAUAGA
Molecule: messenger RNA, 2434 nt
Organism: Sitophilus oryzae (rice weevil)
Lineage: Eukaryota; Metazoa; Arthropoda; Insecta; Coleoptera; Curculionidae
Product: BSD domain-containing protein 1-like
Exons: 8
Coding region: 159-1085 (308 amino acids)
Cellular component (GO): cytoplasm
Source: RefSeq, a predicted model, not a curated record